Molecule: messenger RNA, 7392 nt
Organism: Polyodon spathula (Mississippi paddlefish)
Lineage: Eukaryota; Metazoa; Chordata; Actinopteri; Acipenseriformes; Polyodontidae
Product: collagen alpha-6(VI) chain-like
Exons: 40
Coding region: 182-7102 (2306 amino acids)
Molecular function (GO): serine-type endopeptidase inhibitor activity
Source: RefSeq, a predicted model, not a curated record
UUCACUUGAAGUUAACCAGUUGACCGGUGAGAGCAGUCUGCAGUAAUCAACUGCUUGGGUUUGGCUGUUACAGAGAAUAUCUGGACGAGUCCAGCUUCAUCCUUUUGAAACUGGAAGCCAAGUUCAACAGUAAUGAUUAUUUUUGGCUAGAAGGAGAAACAAUAGUUGAUCUGUGAUAAAAAUGGAGAAGCUUAAACUCUUGGCUGUUCUUUUCUUUACAUGGAUGCCUGUCUGUGAAUCUCAGACCAGCGCCACUAAAGAAUUUUUUGCAGACGUGGUGUUCCUAGUUGAUGGCUCCAAAGGCAGCACUUUUCAACAGGUGAAAACUUUCCUUAACAAAGUCGUGCAGCAACUAGAUGUCCAAGCAAAUAAAUACAGAAUUGGAGUGUCACAGUUCAGUGAAGAUGCCCAAACAGAGUUCCUUCUUAAUACUUUUAAAGGAAAGAAUCAAGUGCUGAACUACAUCAAAAAGAAUCUUGGGUUCAAAGCUGAGAGAGUGGGAGAGCUGAAGACUGGGGUUGCCAUCAAGCACGCUUACGACGUCCACUUUAAAGAGUCUUCUGGAAGUCGCCGGGCGGAAGGCAUCCCUCAAUUUUUAGUCGUCAUUAUCUCUGGAAGUUCAAAGUAUGUUCCAUUUCAAGAAGCUGUCAACGCUGUAAAAAAGCAUGGUGUGCAAAUUGUUCCUAUUGGAGUUCAGAAUACCAGCAUGAAGGAGUGGGAUGAUAUGGACAUGAAGUAUUUCAAUUUAUCUGCAGACAACCUGACUCCUUUAUCUCAAAACAUAUACAACAUGAUCAAAACUGAUACAGAAAAUCAGUUUAAGAGAGCAAGCCAACCACCAGCAGUAUGUCAAAAUGCUUCUGUGGCAGACAUCGUCUUUUUAGUCCAACAUUCUAGCAACAUCGGCAUGGCAAACUUUCACCAAAUUCAAGUUUUCCUCUACAAGAUUGUCGAAUCCUUGAAUGUUAGCAACAAUACAGUGAGAGUUGGUUUGGUAAUAUACAAUAACAAAUUGAAAGUGGAGUUUUACCUUAACACAUAUACAAAUAAGACUGAUGUUUUGCAGCAUAUAAAGGAAUUACCAUAUGUGGGAAGGACAGGGGACCCCAAUACUGGUGCUGCCAUUGAUUACGUGAGGAAAGAAAUUUUUGCAGGUAAUGGGAGCAGGGGCGUUCAGCAAAUUGCAGUUCUCAUCACAGACAAGGAUUCCAGCGACAAUGUUAGCCAGGCUGCGACGAGCCUUCGGCGUGCCGGGGUAAAAGUCUUCACUGUGAGAAUCCAGGACACCAAUACAACAGAGCUGAGGGAGAUUGCGUCAUAUCCCCCGCAAAAAUUUAUCACAACCGUGGACACAUUCUUACAGUUAUCAACUCUCGAGGAAAUAAUACAAACCAGGAUUUGUGACGAGAUUUUCACAGAAGCAUUUAUAGUAUCUGAGCGCAGUGACGUAAUCAAAGAAGGCUGUGUUGAAACAGAAGAAGCUGAUAUCUACUUUCUGAUGGAUGGCUCAGGAAGCAUCGGAACACAGGAAUUUUUAGAAGUUAAAAAAUUCCUUAUAGAAAUGGUUGAAAUGUUCAACAUUGGGCCUGACAAUGUGCGGAUCGGAGCAGUACAAUAUGCUACCAGUCCAACACUAGAAUUAAAUAUUACUCAUCAUAGCAAUAAAACAGCCAUACAACAGGCUAUCCAGAAUAUCAGACAGAUAGAAGGAGGAACAAAAACCGGUGGAGCUCUGCGUUUCAUACAGAAAUGCUUUCAAUCUGCAGUAAUAACUCGACCAAACAUGGUACCCCGGUACCUUGUAACGCUAACCGAUGGAGAGUCACAAGAUGAGGUUAGGCAGGUAUCUGAAACCCUACGGAAAGAAGGAGUUCUAACUUAUGCCAUUGGUGUAAAAGGUGCCAACCAAACACAGCUCCAAGAACUGUCAGGGUCAGAUGACAGGUUUUUUUAUGUCUACAACUUUGACUCCCUGAAAGAUAUAAAGAAUAAAGUUGUCCGGGAAAUCUGUUCACAAGAAGCUUGCAAGAAAAUUAAAGCAGAUAUUCUUUUUUUAAUCGAUAGUUCAGGCAGUAUCAUAAACGAAGACUUUAAAAGAAUGAAACACUUUGUGGAGAAUAUUGUAAAAAAAUCAGACAUUGGGUUAGAUAAAGUCAGAGUUGGAGCAAUACAGUUCAGUGACACACAAAAAGAAGAGUUUACAUUGAACACAUUUUCUCUAAAAAUGGAUUUGCAGGAGGCCAUCAGGAACAUGUCACAGCUUUAUGGCGGGACUCUAACUGGAAAAGCUCUUAGUUUCGCAUCUAAAUAUUUUGAAAGAGCAAAAGGAGGGCGGUCCGAAGUUGAUCAGUUUCUCAUCGUAAUUACCGAUGGACAGGCUCAAGAUGAAGUUGCAGCUCCUGCUGAAGCCCUACGAAAUAAAGGAAUUACAGUGUUCACCAUCGGAGUAUUUGGCGCCAAUAACACACAACUGUUGGAAAUAAGUGGCUCGCCAAACAAGGUUUUUUUUAUUGAGAGUUAUGAUGCUUUAAGUAGUAUAUUGAAUUUGGUGGUUUUUCAUAUCUGCAACCCUGAAAAAGAAUGCCAAAGGAUAGAGGUUGCUGAUAUUAUGUUUGUUGUAGAUUCAUCAGGUAGUAUUAGUGAGGCUGGUUUUAAGAGUAUGAAGGAUUUCAUAAUUGCUUUGGUAAAUCAGUCUGAAAUUGGCAAAGAUAAGGUUCGGAUUGGGGCAGUCCGGUAUAGUGAUGAGCCUGUGAAAGAGUUUGACCUAAAUGAGCACUUUAACAAGCUAAAACUCCAGCAGGCAAUCAACAAAAUGGAGCUCAUUAGACGUAACACUGCAACAGCAAAAGCUCUGAAUUUUUCCAAAGAACAUUUAGGAGAAUUUUAUGGUGGACGCAAAGAAAAGGGAGUCCCACAGAUUCUUAUAACAAUUACUGAUGGCAAUUCAACUGACAGACACAGAUUAAAUGAAACUGUCAAUUACAUUAGAAAUGCAGGAAUUAUCACCUACGCUGUUGGAAUAAAAGAUGCAACAACAAAUGAACUAGAGACAAUUGGAGGAACACAAGAGCGAUAUUUCUACGUGGAUGACUUCGAAAAAUUAAAAGAUCUGCAAAAGAAGUUUUCACAAAUUAUCUGUACCAUCACCAGCAUAUAUUGUAAAAUUGAAAGAGCAGACAUAGUCUUCUUGAUUGAUGGCUCGACCAGUAUAUCGUCCAUGGACUUCCAAACCAUGAAGGAAUUCUUGAAGACGAUGGUGAUCAACUUUGAUAUUAGACCAAAUGGAGUGAAAAUAGGUGUGGCUCAGUUUAGCCAUUUGUAUGAGAAGAAUUUCUACCUUAGUUCAUUCAGUGACAGAAGCACAUUUCAGAACCAAAUUGAGAAGAUCAAACAGCUCACCGGCAACACGUACACAGCAAGCGCCCUCAGGAAUGUAAAAGAAUUUUUUACUACAUCUGCUGGAAGCCGAAAAAGUGAAGGUGUCGAGCAGAUUUUACUUGUGAUCACAGAUGGAUUUUCACAGGAAAACGAUGUGUACCAAGCUGCUGAAGACCUACGACAAGAUGGCAUCACCAUUUUUGCACUGGGAAUUGGAAAUAUUGACGUUUAUCAGUUGAUUCAGAUUGCUGGUACUCCAGACAGAAAAUUCAUGGUACAAAACUUCAAUGAACUAGAAACAAUUAAAAAAAGAUUUGUUCGCAACAUAUGUGACGGCUUUAAAGAUGCAAAAUGUGCCAUAGACAUUGCAGUGGGGUUUGACAUUACAAGCCAAAAACCAGGACAAAAAAUAUUUAAUGACCAGCAAAAACUGCAAGUAUUCCUGCCUGAAAUUUUAAGAGAAAUUACAUCUCUUCAGGCUGUCAGCUGUGCUUCAGGUUCCCAGAUACAGAUCAGCUUGGGCUUUGAAAUCACCAAUUCAGAACCUGUCUACGAAACUCAGUUUAAAACGUUUAGCCCAGACAUUGUAACUGAGUUGAGCUCACAAUGGGUUGUUAAGCCAUCUUACCUAAAUAGAGCAUUUCUGGAGUCGCUGUGGAAGAAGUUUGGAAAGUCUGAAAACAAAACAAAGGUCUUACUGAUUUUUACUGAUGGAUUAGAUGACACUGUGGAUGAACUCAAGGAUGUAUCAGAAAGGCUCCGAAUAGAAGGAUUGAAUGCCCUUAUCACAGUUGCUCUAGAAGGAACGUCAGCUAUCGAUAAUAUUCAGCAUAUUGAGUUUGGAAGAGGAUUUAGUUAUAAACCACAAUUAACCAUUGGAAACCGAGAUUUAUCCAGAAGUUUAAAUAAACUAAUUGAUCAAGUUGCUGAAAAGUCAUGCUGUGGUAUAUGCUGUAAAUGCUUAGGAGGUGAAGGUCCCAUUGGCAAAAACGGACCAAGAGGACAAAAGGGAAGCAAGGGCUCUGUUGGAAGACCUGGACAUCCAGGUGAAGAAGGAACCCCUGGUAUCAGAGGCCCCCCUGGUCUAAAUGGAACUCAAGGUUUUCCAGGAUGUGAAGGCUUCAGAGGUUUAAAGGGAGCAAGGGGUAUUCCAGGACAAACGGGAGACGAAGGGGAGCAGGCAUUAGAUGGGAUUCAAGGUCAAGAUGGUGAUAAUGGAUUGCCUGGUCAAAAUGGAGGAAAAGGAAACCCUGGAAUACCGGGCAAUCCAGGUCCAAAAGGACCUUCAGGAGAACGAGGAGAUCCUGGUUUGCGAGGAGACCCAGGAGUGCCUGGGUCUAACAGUAACAUCCGUGGCCCAACUGGUGAGAAAGGGAAGCGAGGCAUACAGGGUGAUCCAGGCAUUGACGGAGAACCUGGUUUAAAAGGCGAUCCUGGAAAAGGAGGCGUUAUUGGUCAAAGGGGACCAUUGGGAAGUAAGGGUGCUAAAGGGGAGACUGGUUUGCCAGGUUCUCAAGGAGACAGAGGAAGAGCAGGCCAGCAGGGCAAGAAAGGAGUUGAUGGAGAAAAAGGGACAGUUGGACCACCAGGAUUCAAAGGACCCCAGGGAACACCUGGAGCAGAAGGCCUAAAGGGAAACCGUGGCAAUGCUGGAGCAAAAGGGCUAAAAGGCGAGUCUGGGAAUCCUGGUGACAAAGGUCAAGUUGGCACGCUUGGUCCUAGAGGAUUACAGGGGGAAGAUGGAAGCGAUGGAUAUGGACCUAAAGGAAAAAAAGGACAAAAAGGAGAUUUAGGAUUCCCAGGAUAUCAAGGACCACAGGGUAGUGAUGGUGACCCAGGUGAUCCAGGAGCACGUGGCCCAAAGGGAAUUCGAGGACAAAGAGGUGAAAGCGGUCGCCAGGGUGAUCCAGGUAGUCCAGGAGCCCCAGGAUAUGUGGGUCACGAGGGGCCUAGAGGACCGAAAGGAACAAUGUCUUUGACAGAAUGUGAGCUAAUCAAUUACAUUCGCCAGAAUUGCCCCUGUUCACAAGGAGCACGUGAAUGUCCAGUGUAUCCAACAGAACUGGUAUUUGCUCUGGACAUGUCUGCUGACGUCACCACCCAAUCAUUUACUAGAAUGAAGGAAAUGGUUCUCAGUAUUCUAGAAGAUUUGUCAUUCAGCGAAAGCAACUGUCCGACUGGGACCCGUGUGUCACUUGUGUCCUACAGCUACACCACCAAAUAUGUAAUCCGGUUCAACGACUAUCACAAUAAGAAGCAACUUUUGAAAAGUGUUAAGGCAAUUCCUCUGGAAAGGACCACAGGUAGACGAAAUAUUGGUGCUGCAAUGAAGUUUGUGGCAAGAAAUAGUUUCAAACGCAUUCGUAAGGGUGCUCUGGUUAGGAAAGUGGCCAUCAUUUUUGCUGAUGGACCCUCCCAGGAUGCUGUUUCCAUCAGUACAGCUGCAAUGGAAUUCAGUGCCUUAGACAUCACACCCGUGGUCAUUGCUUUCCAGGACCUUCCAAAUAUCAAGCGUGCGUUUGCGAUUGAUGACACUGGAAGGUUUCAAUUUAUCAACAUCCCAACCAAUGAUGAUCCCAAUAAUGUGUUGGAGAACCUUAAACUGUGUUGUGACUUUACCAUUCAAAUUCUUCUGCUUCUAGAUACUUGCAAUCCAAGCCCAACUUGUCCCGAAAUAAAGAUCCAGCCUUCUCCUGUACAGAUGGAUAUGGAUGUGGCAUUUCUUCUUGAUAGCUCACGCACUGUGAGCAGCGAUAUCUUUGAAAGGUCCAAGGAGUUUCUACACUCAGUGCUGGAUCAGUUUGUUAUUACCAACCAGCCAAGAACCUCAGAUCCUGGGGCUCGGGUUGCACUUGUCCAGCACGCUUCCUCAGGAUAUACUAACAGAGAAGAACAAAACCCUGUCAAGCUGGAGUUUGAUUUCGUUACCUAUAGCAGAAAGAGUCAAAUGAAAAGACACAUCAAGGAAUCCUUGCACCAUCUACAAAGCGAUUCUGGAGUUGGGCAUGCUGUGGAGUGGACCAUUAACAACUUGUUUUCAAAGGUGUCAAAAGCCAGAAGCACUAAAGUUAUAUUCGCCAUACUUGGAGGAGACACUAGUUUUUGGGACAAGAGGAAGCUGGCUGAAAUAGCACUGAACGCUAAGUGUCAAGGAUUUACUAUUUUUACAUUGACCUUUGGUGGUCCUUUCAAUGACACUGAGGUGGAACAGCUUGCUAGUUUUCCUUUUAGUCACCACUCAUGUCAUCUUGGGAAAGUUCUUGACAUGGAUAUGGAUUAUGCACUGAAGUUUACACAUGCUUUCUUCAGCCUCGUGGCAAAUAAAAUCAAUAAUUACCCUCCUAAAAUCCUUCAGAGGAAGUGUGAAAUGUUCAAUUUGCAUGAAAAGGAACAAGGUGAUGAAGUGCUCAUGCCCGCACCAGAAAGUACAUUUUCUACUGAAUAUGAGGAUUUGGAACUGAUGAGUAAAAUUCAUUUAAGAAAAGAUGAAGAAACAAAAUUGACAACAUCUGCUAUAAAAUUUCAAUGUUUUCUGAAGAGGGAUCUUGGUAACCUUUGCAGAGGAUUUCAGAAGAUAAAGUGGUUUUAUAAUAAAAGCACUCGUUUGUGUGUCCCAUUCUUGUAUGGAGGCUGCGCUGGUAAUGAAAACCGGUUCAAUACUAAGCAUGAGUGUCUUCAGGCAUGCCCUUCCAAAGAAUUGCCGCAAAAAACGUCGAAAGAGUGAGAGGUUGAAGGUAUAAGAUAGAAGGUAUAAGAUAAACUACAAUGAUUACUUUUGAAGCAAUACUACUGCCUUCUUAUUUCUUUAAGCAUGUAUAAAAAAUUGUUUGUUUGUUUAUGUGUCUGCACUACAUGGUUAAUGAGACUAUAUUUUAUGAUGAAAGAGCCAUAUGGGGAGAAUAUACAUUUGUAAUUUCAACAUAAAAAGAAUGACACCUUUAUGUUUUUGACUGUUAGCAUCAUUGAGUCCAACAUUUGAGGUACAGACAAAUAAAGGUUUACAAUUGUAUUUAC